Messenger RNA from Anopheles merus, 10279 nucleotides. RefSeq names its product ATP-dependent RNA helicase me31b. Lineage: Eukaryota; Metazoa; Arthropoda; Insecta; Diptera; Culicidae. Gene Ontology annotation, cellular component: cytoplasmic stress granule; P-body. The coding region runs from base 1776 to 3098 and encodes 440 amino acids. Gene Ontology annotation, molecular function: RNA helicase activity; mRNA binding; ATP binding. Gene Ontology annotation, biological process: cytoplasmic stress granule assembly; P-body assembly. The transcript has 7 exons. The record is from RefSeq and is a predicted model, not a curated record.
UGCUAGAUUGCCCGCAGUUUAGAAUUGUUGGCGAAUCGAGAAAGAAGCAAUCGAGAGAGAAGAGAAAAAAAGUUCCAAGUCAAAGAAAAUAUAUUUCCAAGCGAAAAAAUUUAAACCGAGCAGCAGCAAAGGAAGCAAAUCGAAAUCGUGCGCAACAAAAAAAGCGAAUUAUCCUGAACCGGUAAAUACAAAAGAAGGGAAUAUUGUGUCACAGAAUAAAAACAACGUUCCUCCCCUACCCUUUCUAAAGGAUAAGGAAGCAUCAGCAUCCAUUAGUGUGCGAGAACGAUACAGCGCAAACUGAGAAAUAGUACGCAAAAAAAAACGAUCCACUUCAACCGCUUUAAGCGAGCGCACGUGUGCGUGAGUUUGCGUGUGUGUGAGCGAUUUGAGUACGAACGCGCACAGUAAAAUUGUCUACAUUGCGAGAGCAAAAUUUGGAUUUCGAUACCGCACGAUAAAACCGUACAUCCUUCCUCCUCCACGGCUCUAAAACGCCAAAGCAAAUCCAGCAGAUUCAUUGCUGGCUAAUAGAGUUUUGUGUUACGCGAGAGAGCGAGAGAGGAUUUCUUCCAGAGCUUGUUUUGUUGGGUUAAGAUUGAUCGCGUUUCCGGAACACACGUUUCUUCUAGGGCAGAAGAAUUUGAAGAAAAAAAAAAUCAUACAUUACUAUUACCUGUGCAAUCAUAUUGUACACGCGGACGUGAAGAGAAAUAGAUCACCCCCUCCCGUGAGAAAUAGAUCAUCAAAAAAAAGUGUGUGCUUAGUGAGAGGUUACCGUGUGCAAAAACAUAAACAUUGAAAAAUACGUUACAAGCACCACCCCUUCACACACUCACUAUAUUGCACGUGAAAGGAGCUGGCUUAAAGAGCAGCGAAGUACGGUGUGAGAAUAAAAGACUUUUUAAUUUAUUUACGUUUGAUAAAGCAGCAAGUGUGCGUCCGUGUGUGUGGAGAAGUGCUAAAUGUGUUGCGAAGAAAGCAGGUCGAAAACGGCGAACAUAAAAAGGAUUGGUGGUUUCAAGAGAAGGUGAAGAAAAGUGCUCCCGGGGAAAAAGAGAAAGAUCAGAUUGAAAGCGUAGAAAAUACAUUCUUCCUACAACAAUAAUAUACGUAUAUACAAACAUACAAAAUCACAAUCACACGAUAAAGAAACACAUUUCAACAGAACGUGGCGAUUUUUGUGUGUGUGGCGUUUCAGCGCACACGCUGUGAAGCAAGGAGAGAAGGCAGACACGAGGAGACACCAACCAAGCAGAUGCUGUCGGCUGCGUAGCUAAUAACGACAAACGGGCAUCAAGUGAUUAACAUUAAACGAAAAAAUUGUGAAUAUUAGAUCGGUAGUGGCUUUAGGCAGUAAGUGUGUGGGUAUAAGGUGAAAGCUGUAAUUUUAAGUGUAAAACAAAAACCCCCGGUACCCAAACCCCGGCGGCGGCGGCGUUGGUGUGUCGCGUAGUCAAAAAGCAAAGAGUAAGAGGAGGAGACUCAUCUUGCGAAAAAGGAAAACAAAAUCAGAAGCAGAAUAAUCACACCACAGCCCCUGUGUUGAACCCCACCGUGAACCGUGUGGCGCAAAUGGCAGCAAAUACCGGCAAAACAUUAGUCUACUUGUAAUUUCGUGCGGAAGGCAAAGCAAAUUGGUGCGCCUGUGUUUGUGUGUGGCGCACAAAAAAUAGGAAAUUUUCUAUUGUUCAAAAAGUAGAGCGAGAGAGAGAGAGAGAGUGAAAAGAGUUUAUAAAAGAAUCAAGAGCUAAAAGUCAACUUGUGUCAGCGUCAUGAUGACUGAAACGUUGAAUUCGAAUAAUCAUCUCAGCCAGAAAGGCGAGAACAACAAAGUUGGUGACAUGGGAUGGAAGGCCAAACUUAAAAUACCGCCCAAAGAUACUAGAGUUAAGACUAGUGAUGUUACUGAUACCCGAGGAAACGAGUUCGAGGAGUUCUGCCUGAAGCGGCCGCUGCUGAUGGGCAUCUUCGAGAAGGGUUGGGAGAAACCGUCCCCGAUCCAGGAGGCGGCCAUCCCGAUCGCCCUGGUCGGCAAGGACAUCUUGGCGCGGGCGAAGAACGGCACCGGCAAGACGGGCGCGUACAGCAUCCCUGUACUGGAGCAGGUCGACCCGACCAAGGACUACAUUCAGGCACUGAUCAUAGUGCCGACGCGCGAGCUGGCCCUGCAGACGUCACAGAUCUGCAUCGAGCUGGCGAAGCACAUGAACAUUCGCGUCAUGGUGACGACCGGUGGAACCAACCUGAAGGAUGAUAUCAUGAGAAUUUAUCAGAAAGUGCAAGUGAUCAUUGCCACGCCAGGCCGUAUCCUCGAUCUCAUGGACAAGGAGGUGGCCAACAUGUCCCAGUGCCGGAUGCUAGUAUUAGACGAGGCGGACAAGCUGCUGUCGCAGGACUUCAAAGGCAUGCUGGAUCAUGUCAUAAUGAGAUUGCCAAAGGAGCGCCAGAUCCUGCUGUUCUCCGCGACAUUCCCACUGAGCGUGAAGAACUUCAUGGAGAAGCAUCUGCGCGAUCCGUACGAGAUCAACCUGAUGGAGGAGCUGACGCUGAAGGGCGUCACGCAGUACUACGCCUUCGUGCAGGAGCGCCAGAAGGUGCACUGUCUUAACACGCUCUUCUCGAAGCUCCAGAUCAACCAGUCGAUCAUCUUCUGCAAUUCGACGCAGCGUGUCGAACUGCUCGCGAAAAAGAUUACCGAGCUGGGCUACUGCUGCUACUACAUCCACGCCCGCAUGCAGCAGGCCCACCGGAACCGGGUGUUCCACGACUUCCGGUCGGGGCUGUGCCGGAACCUGGUCUGCUCCGAUCUCUUCACUCGUGGUAUCGACGUACAGGCUGUGAACGUUGUAAUUAAUUUCGAUUUCCCCAAGAUGGCAGAGACCUACCUGCACAGAAUCGGUAGAUCCGGACGCUUCGGACAUUUGGGUAUCGCCAUCAAUCUAAUCACCUACGAGGAUCGUUUCGAUCUUCACCGCAUUGAGAAGGAGCUGGGCACGGAAAUUAAGCCCAUCCCGAAGGUGAUCGAUCCGGCACUGUACGUACCGCGGCCGGAUGAUCCCAACAGCACGCAAGAGGAGCAAAACGUCAGUAAAUAAGUAAGAAGAACGGAGGAGAAGGAGGAGGAGACGCUUUAGUAGAGGGGUGAGAAGGGUGAAAUGAGUCGUGGCGUGUGUGAUAUAUAGAAUGUUGGUGUGAAUAAUGGUGCGCACAGGGGCGUACAAAGAACGGAGAAAACAUUUAAUUUUUGCACAGAGAGAGAGAGAGAGAACGAAGAAGAGAAAGCAGGUGUGGUGGUACAGAACGGUUUUGGAAUAUCGGGAGAACGAAAGGCAGGGGAAGCGAGAAGAGGAAGGAGAGGAGAAAUGAAGUGUACAAACUACAAACACACAACACAGUAAAAACGUACGUCGCACAGAGUAGGAAAUGUGGUGGAGAUCAAUGACGAGAGCGAGGGAGAAAGCCAAAUAAGUCGAAGGAACUUUUGAUGCGCCGAAGCAUUAUAAUGUAAGUCUUUUCGUUAUCAUCAUGAAUGCCAGAAUGCCAAGUUAUGUGCGCGUGUGUGUAUCGUACGGUGCUUGCGCACUUUAAACAGUGAGGAAAAGAAGAUAUUUUACGUGACCUAAAUUAGAACAAUGUUAACAGAACACAUCAAUGUACACAGAGUCAAUAGCGAAGCGGUGGUGUCUCUGUCCAGAGUGUUGAAAGAUCGAAGGAGAGAAAAAAGAUCAAGAAUCAUUCAGACGUCGUCAUCACUUUUCUUAAGGCCAGAGCAAAGCUUCUCGCCAUCGUACAGAAGAAGCAGCGAUCACCACCGUGGAAAUUUUCAGUAAGCAGUCUUGCCAUCGAAUCGUGAAAGUUCUCGCUAUUGCUUUUCUCAACAACAAUGCCUUUGAGAUUGCGUUAGUCGCGUGGAAACAAGAGAUAUGAUGUUACCCACCUUUCCUAAUGUCGGAAUGAACUUUUAUUCCUUUUUAGAGAAUGCGAGGAAAUUUCAUUAGGACAGUGUUGCACACUUCUGCAGAACACGAGGAACGGGUAAAAUAAUAACGGGUACAUGCUGCUUGUUGUGUACUAUUUUUUUUUGAUUGGGUUGCGUGGACAAAGCGAACAUCGUGUAAGAGCAAUCCAGAGUUUCCGCGUUCUGUCCUGUCCAAUUCGAGCUCUAUGUGUGAUAAUCAGGCUCGAUUCUAGGCGACGCACGAAGAGUCUCAGAGGCAUUUGUAGGGGAAGAGUAUAGAACUCUUUUGACAAAAUUCACCGCGCGCAUACUGAGGGCGGCGGAUCGUUUGCGUACAAGGCCAAGCACACAAGGGGCGUUAGAACCGUUACUUCCUUGACGUGUAGCGCCUGAGCGUUCUCUGCCGUGUAUAGCGAUUCAUCGUCAUUACAUUCAAACGAUUGCAAUUACUUUUUACGUAUAUCGACUUUUUCUAUCGAUGUUGGAGAGCGUAAGAAAUUGUGUGCGAUUUCCUUUUUUUUUGUUGUUGUGUGAAACAGGCAAUCGUCAUUCGGUGUCGUUGCUCAAAACGUUAGAGAAUACUUUCUAUCCCGAUUUAUAGGCCAACAGACGAACGCGUAUUUAUUCUUACCACACAUCAUCAAGUGUACCUCAUUCCUCUCUUCGUUCCUCCGUCCCCGUAUCGUUCUUUGUGUCUCCCAUAUUCGGUACCAAAAUCAUAAAACAAAACCAUUAUAUCAUGCAUUAUGCAACUAUUCCUACUACUACAGCCAAGCGUAGAGAAAGAGGGAGGUGGGAAGCCAGCAAACAAAAGGCGUGAAAAGCGCAGUAAGAAGAAAACAGAUCAGUCUGCGCGUGUUAGCUCCCUGUUGACCGCGCAGAGGCAAAUUUGGAAAACAAAACAGCAGGGGGGAAAGUAUGGAUUUUUAGAAUGUGAUGAACGAAGCAGCGAAUGAAACGUUUCUGUGGAAGGAUGGGAAGAUAGUAGGCAGACAGGCAAAAGGAGAAACCGUAUACAACAAACGUGGUUACAAUAGCUGGGAAGAAAUCAGGAACUCUUGGUUUGAUAAGAUUAUGUUCGAAUCGGAAUGUGAGUCAAACGGCUAACACUACAAAAUGGAGGAAAUUGUUUUGGACGCAGAUUUUUUGUUUGUUUGUAUUAUUGAGCGCAUUACAUUUGAAUUCUUUUUGGUUCGUAAUCGUUAUUUCCCUCUCGACGGAAGAAUCAUGGUCGAUACUACUACACAUAUAUGUUUCUGAACAAUAGUGUGGUGUGUUGCUCUGUUGCUGUGUUAAACCUUCCCCUAUCGCGGGAAACGUGUGACCACCGUGUUGUAGUUGUGUGUUGUGUGUAUGUGGCAACCAAAACCCGCUAGAGAAGGGACGCUUAUCUCUGCUAUCGGUGUACUACUGCGUAGUGCAGUGCAGCAGAAGCGACCCCGAAGCGGACUGAAGGUUCAUGAAUGUGUGUGAUAAGCGUAUGACUGGGAAUAUGAUUGGUAUUGGAAUGCGAGAUGUACACAACGAGAAAAAAUACACGGCAGGCGGGCUGCUGCCCCUGCCAACACGUACGGUUUGCCUUCAAGUACACAGUAAAGCACACGGACGGAGCACAAUGUUGAAGCACCAGGAGUAGUUUCAAUACUUUUGUUUUGUUUAAUAGUAUGCGAUUGUAAAACAAAAAACCUAAACUCAGUUUGAAGCGUGUUGGUGCGGGAAGACAGCUCUCAAAACCGUGACAAACGGAUGGAACAACCUUAUGAGAAAAGCAUGUUUUUUCGAUAACGCACUUGGAACAAGAGAAAAGAGCAUAUUGAUAAGCUGAGAUACAGUGAGAGAAAGAGAGAGAGAAAAGGAGAGCUGAGAACACAAUGUACAUAUGAACAAUAGAUUAAUAUUAGCGAUUAAGAUUGUAAAGAAGAGGGAGAGACGGUGGUGAGAAAAGUCUGCAACAAUCUACUUACGAAGCAGAAAGAGAUACGUAAACAAAAUCGACAACAAUGAGACCGAAUUUGACGGGUGCAGACAAGCGCACUAUGUGUGUGUGUGUGUAAUGAAGCAAGUGGAGAGGGAAAAGAUACAAACCAUGAUGUAAAAACGAUCCACACAAAUCAGCUCAUGGAUAUAUAGAAAUCAGAAGUGUCUGUAACACCACAGACAAGCCAGGAACACAUUAGAGAAAAAGUCCCAAUCGGAAUCAGUUUGGGAGAGAGCUCCUACGAGAAGGAUUAUUUCUAUACUUGGAACGGCGGUAAACUGGAGAUACAAACAAGAAUUGAACGCGUGAUCCCCGACUAUUCCUAUUGUCAGAGAGAAGAAGUGGUGGAAAUUUCGCGCAGUGAAUUGAAGCACCUUUUUUUGGAAAAUUUUCGAGCAGCGCAGCAGGGUUGCGAGGAGAAAUGGCACCCCUUCAAGUGGUGCUCUCGCCUGACCCUUGUGCCACAUGUUAACUGGAUUGUAAUGAGACUAUUGCGGAUCCAUGCAAGCAGGAAGAGGAUGGUUGCAAUGAGCAGGAUACGUAUUUUAGCAUCCCGUAUUUGCUCUGAUGGCUCACAGAGGUGAUGAACCUCUGAGAUGAGACGACUGCAAAUGUGUUUCUUUGCUAUAUGCUGCACCAUCAGUUUGCGUUUGGGCCGCAGUUAGUUCGGGUGUAUGCAUGCAAUGCAAUAAUUGAGACUGACGAUAACAAUUGUUGAACUGAAAGCCAAAAGCUAACAUGAUAAGCCUGCUCGCGUGAAAAAGGAGUUUCGGCUUUGCAUCAAAUCCAAUUCUUGCCAGUUGACAUCUGUGGCCUGUGAGUGUAAAGAGUUCGAGGCGUGUAGAGUUUUAGUCAGUCAAAACAGAAGGGAACAACAGCGACAAACGCGCAUUGAGUGCGAAUGAAGGAGGAGAGUCUUAGCCGCGGCCCCAUCUUUGUUUUAUCUAUUUUUGGGAUCAGUGAAAGGACGAUCCUCUUUUCUUAACGGCCUUUGACGAUCCGGGAUAGGUUUUUGUUCUGUGCAUACUUAAAAAGACGAAAAAGACGGUAGUGGGCGGCUCGGCUGGGCUCUAGUGAUUCAAAUGCAUCAUCUUCCACACCAUUUAUUCUGCGAUCCGUGUUCGAUAUGUGCUCUUUCAAAUUGCGAUACUCCUAUACCCCAUACUUUGAGGCCUCUCUUCUGCUCGACUUGAGCGGGGGCUAGUGGGAAAUUAAUUUAGACUAAUUGUGCGUGCGUAUGAAUGUGAAUGGAAGAGAUGAUGGUCAAGAAUGACUGCGUAUUGCACGAAUUGGGAUAUUAGGUGUGUACGAUACGUUGAUGUGAAUGCGUGAUACAGGAAUGUUAGUUGUGACCAUCGAUAAGAGUGAAUGUUGCAUUUCGAAUGAAUGGGAAGAGACAAGAUGAAUGUGUAAACGUCUGUGUGCGUGUGUUAAUUUACUUUUACAAGUUAGAAAAUUGGAGCAAAUCGAAUGACGUCGGCUGCAGAGACAAACAAAUGGAAUUCGCGGAGUAUUCCGCACAUUAGAUUGUGCCAUAUACAGUUUUUUUUUCAAACACCUCAUUGGUCGGGAAGAUAAAUUUCUUUUGUAAAAGUGUGUGAUACUCUUUCAUCAGGCCAGCAGCUCUAUUUCCAUCCAACAUCGAGAGCUCCUCACAAAAGAUGAGUUUAGCGAAUACAAAAUUGUACACCAUCAAUAGGCCAAAGUAUCCACACAAUAAGGGGAAUCUUCGGUUGGGAAAAUUAUCUUCUACCAAAAUGUCGGGGAGUAACCAUCAUCCUUGUGUGUGUGGCCAAUCGUAAUAAAACCAACGAUCUAGGUUGCUUACCCAUUUGGACGCCAUUGGGACUCGAUGGCCAUCAAAAGGGUAGAAGCAAGUCCUUUUUAAAAUAAAAGGAUCAUCAUUAGAUGCCUUUUUAGAAGUUUAGGGGCCUAAAGUGGUUUUUUCGUAGGAUCCCCCUAUAUCGGUGUUGGCAGAAUGUUGUCUCUCUUGAGUAUUAUUCCGGUAAUAGCGUAUGGUUAACUCAUUUAACUCAUCGACAAAAAAAGAAAACAAACAUACGUAUAUAGACGAUGCAAAGCGAGGAAUGUGACAACAAAAAGAAAAGAAAAAAAAACAGCAAAACAAUUACUUCAACGUACCUGCAUUUUACACGAAGACAAUUAAGAUAUGAAGACAUGUCCAGAAUCAAAACGCUCUUUAAGAAGUAAAGAUCUGAACUGUGUUUUUUACGGACGUGUGGUGUGGUGGGAAAGGACAAUUCUGAUUUGGUGUAGACCUCCAAGUGUGCUAAUUCAUAUUGCCUACUACUAGUUGAAAAUAAAGCAAAUCCAAUUUUAGGUUGUUGAAGGAAGCGCAUUAUAUAAAUUGUAUUGAUGAAAUCUAUUCGAAAAGCACGAAACACGUUAGUCGUCAAACAAGCCAUCGCUUCCGAACAUCCGGUCCGGUUUUCGAUCACUACACCUUGGCUUGUGUGUGAUCUAGGUAGUUAAUGGGUGUAGAAUAAUUUUUUUUGAAUAACCUACGAGAAUUAACAUUUGCAAAAUUGUUCCAAUUCGAUUUAUGACGAUGCGAAAUUUUGCUUUCAAAUAUAAUUUUGUUAAAGCCAGUGUCCUUUUAAGGGUGAUCCACACCACAUGCGGAUGAAAAAAGAAAACCAGACGUAAGAACGUGUUAAAAAAAGAACUUAAACGCAACGCGGGCGAGAAGCGUGAGCUCUCCGUGACUAUUUUACCCGAGAUAUACGAAAGCUAGUAACAUUCAACGCCAACAAAACAAGCAAAUCGAAGAUUCCUCACAAAUCAAAGCUAUUUUUUCCUUAAAGGUAGGUCAAGCUAUAAUCCCCUGGCGGGUGCAGUUCACGCAAUUCGUUCAAACUUCGAUGAAUUCUCAUUUAAUAUUCCGACACAAAUUGUGCACCACGACGGUAUUCCAAAACUUCGGUUAAUCUUAAUAUAAUAUUUUACAGCAGCAAUGCGAUGAUAAUGAAUUGAUUACAAAUAGCACUGAUCAAACUUUGAUUGAGCUUCAGGACAAAAAAGCAAACAGUAUUCCGAUAGCUUAUCAUGAAAUUUGGCGAAACGUGAAUGCUCAACAGGGGAGACAGCAUAGAAACAACAUCAACAAUGGCCUAUUGAAGAUAGCAGUUUUUAAGUGGCUUUGAUUUGUGAAACAGGAGAGAGGGAGAGAGAUAUGAAGUGGGAAUAAGAGCAGAGCAGAGUGGAUAUAAAACAAACAUUAAUUCAUUCCCAAUUAUAGCACAGAAAGAGAGAGAGAACUAAUGAACUGAAGCAGAACAAUAACAUCGAAAUGAUACAUCUCAUAAUUCCAUCACAAAAUGGGACUGCUACCACAAACUACUUCUGCUUGUUAACAGCGAGGAGAAAAAAUAAUGUACAAAUCGGGUGUAUGAUGUGUGUGUGUGAGUGCGGGAUUAGGCACAAUCAAAUCAGCGUGUCGUGUUGAGCGUGUGUGUGUGUGUGUGUGCUUGCGUAUGUGUCCUCGGAGUGAGCGAUUUUCUUACUCUAAAUCUACUCCUAUUGGUGUUAAGUAGCAAAUGGAAUCGGCGAGUUUUUACACAAAAUACCAUCCAAUCGAGAAUAAUAUUGUCGUAUUAUAAAUCAGGAGGAAAACAAGACGAACCCUUUGUCUUUGCCCUAUGGCGAUGGAGCAGGGAAGACUACUAAUGCGUUUGCGCGUGCGCCUGUGUACGCAAAUGCAUCUGAAAUGGCGCACACAUCUUAACGGUGUUACGCAAAGUUAGGAAAAAUCGUUUUUAAUGUUUUAUCACCCACAACAGAGACGCGCACACCAUCCAAAGUAGUGCAACAAUCAAUCAAUAUCUAACGAGUGAGUAAAAAGGAACCAAGAGCAGGGAAAAGUGGUAAAACAAAUAGCAAUGGUGUGACGUGUAAAACGUGACGGAGGAGAAAAGAAGCACAAUAGAAGAGCGGGAAGAGAAAAGCAACUACAAGUCGUGUUUUUGUGGAAGGGAGAAAGUUUUAACACACACGUUGUUUUACUACAGCGAACAAAAUCAACCACAACAAUGAAAAUCAAUCAGUACAUGAAAAUCAAGCAACAGGAAAAUAAACACAAGAAUCAAGCAACAACAGCAAAACAAAACAUGUAAAAACGAUCAAACAUGUCUUCCCCUAAUCUUUGGUGUGCAGGGCGAACGACGAUAAAUGUGAGAACGACACGGUACCUGAAAUUUGUAAACGUUAACGUAGGAAUAGGUUUAGACACGAUUUUAACUCACAAAGAGAGAUAGUACGAGAGAGAAAAAAUGGAACAACAACAACAACCACAACCAGAAGAAAAACAACCCGACAUCAGA